CCGGGGCUCCGGGCGGAAUGGUGCCCACUUGCCAGGUUGAAGUAUUGUAUUUUGCAAAAAGUGCUGAAAUAACAGGAGUUCGUUCAGAGACCAUUUCUGUGCCACAAGAAAUAAAAGCACUGCAGCUGUGGAGAGAGAUAGAAACUCGACAUCCUGGAUUGGCUGAUGUUAGAAAUCAGAUAAUAUUUGCUGUUCGUCAAGAAUAUGUCGAGCUUGGAGACCAGCUCCUCUUGCUUCAACCAGGAGACGAGAUCGCCAUUAUCCCCCCCAUCAGUGGAGGAUAGUGCCUUUGAGCCAUCUAGGAAAGAUGUGGAUGAAGUUAAAGAGAAAUCUAAAGAUAUAAUAAAAUUCACUGAGGAGAAACUUUCCGUGGACGAAGUCUCCCAGUUGGUGGUUUCCCCUCUCUGUGGUGCAGUGUCCUUGUUUGUAGGAACUACAAGAAAUAACUUUGAAGGGAAAAAAGUCAUUAGCUUAGAAUAUGAAGCAUAUCUACCUAUGGCAGAAAAUGAAGUCAGAAAGAUUUUCAGUGAAAUUAGGCAGAAAUGGCCGAUCAAACACAUAGCAGUAUUCCAUAGACUUGGCUUGGUCCCAGUGUCAGAAGCAAGCAUCAUCAUUGCUGUGUCCUCAGCCCACAGGGCUGCAUCCCUUGCAGCUGUGAAUUAUGCCAUUGAUCAUUUAAAAGCCAAGGUGCCCAUAUGGAAAAAGGAAAUGUAUGAAGAGUCAUCAUCAUCUUGGAAAAGAAACAAAGAAUGCUUUUGGGCACCCAACGAUUAACCACUUAUAUUUUUAGAGCGCUUAAUCUUAAAUGCGGUGAACUUUAAUCAUUGAUCACUGAUGACUGAUCAUCAUUUUUAUUUUUGUUCUCCACAAAUCACGCUAAUUUACUGAAGUCUCUUCAGUAAAUGUUUGUAUGUAAAUCUUAUGUACGUAAGAGAUACAUAAGUAUCUCUUGUGUUAUACCAGUGGGAUAAAAGGGAAA
Messenger RNA from Otolemur garnettii (small-eared galago), 979 nucleotides. RefSeq names its product molybdenum cofactor synthesis 2 (gene MOCS2). Gene Ontology annotation, molecular function: molybdopterin synthase activity. The coding region runs from base 205 to 774 and encodes 189 amino acids. Lineage: Eukaryota; Metazoa; Chordata; Mammalia; Primates; Galagidae. The transcript has 7 exons. Gene Ontology annotation, biological process: Mo-molybdopterin cofactor biosynthetic process. The record is from RefSeq and is a predicted model, not a curated record. Gene Ontology annotation, cellular component: cytosol.